Molecule: messenger RNA, 2152 nt
Organism: Manis javanica (Malayan pangolin)
Lineage: Eukaryota; Metazoa; Chordata; Mammalia; Pholidota; Manidae
Gene: XRCC1
Product: X-ray repair cross complementing 1
Biological process (GO): base-excision repair; single strand break repair; double-strand break repair via nonhomologous end joining
Cellular component (GO): nucleus
Molecular function (GO): damaged DNA binding
Source: RefSeq, a predicted model, not a curated record
AGCCUCGCGCGCUUGCGCACUGAAGUGUGCGCGGGGAGCAGGGGAGCCGCCCACUCUGGGAGCAACCCACUCCUCGCCCCACAAACUCGAGCCUUCAUGCUUUGGGCCAGGCGAAGCGCACGACAUUGACAUGCCGGAGAUCCGCUUCCGCCAUGUGGUGUCCUGCAAUAGCCAGGACUCGACACACUGUGCAGAAAACCUUCUCAAGGCGGACACUUACAGAAAAUGGCGGGCAGCCAAGGCAGGCGAGAAGACCAUCUCUGUGGUGCUCCAGCUGGAGAAGGAGGAGCAGAUACACAGUGUGCACAUUGGGAAUGACGGCUCGGCGUUCGUGGAGGUGCUGGUGGGGAGCUCAGCCGGAGGGACAGGGGAGCAAGACUAUGAGGUUCUGUUGGUCACCUCGUCUUUCAUGUCCCCUUCUGAGAGCCGCAGUGGCUCAAACCCCAACCGCGUUCGCAUGUUUGGGCCAGACAAGUUGGUCCGGGCAGCAGCUGAGAAGCGCUGGGAUCGUGUCAAAAUCGUUUGCAGCCAGCCCUACAGCAAGGACGCCCCCUAUGGCCUGAGUUUUGUACGCUUUCACAGCCCCCCAGACAAAGAGGAGGCAGAGGCCUCACCCCAGAAGGUGACCAAGCUUGGCCAGUUCCGCGUGAAGGAGGAGGAUGAGGGUGCCAGCUCCCUGAGACCGGGGGCCCUCUUCUUCAGCCGGAUUAACAAGACACCCCUUGCCACAGCCAGUGACCCAGCAGGACCCAGCUAUGCAGCUGCUACACUGCAGGCCUCUAGUGCUGCCUCCUCAGCUGCGCCGGCCUCCAGGGCAUUAGGCAGCAUCUCCAAGCCUCCGGAGCCCCCCAAAGGGAAGAGGAAGUUGGAUUUGAACCAGGAAGAAAGGAAGACCUCCAACAAACCGUCAGCCCAGCCCUCACCACCCGCCCUCAAGAGACCCAAACUGCCAGUUCCCACCCGCACCCCAGCCACUGCCCCAGCACGGGGGGCAGUGCCGGGGAAGCCCCGAGGAGAAGGCACGGAGCCUAGGGGAUCCCGAGCUGGCCCGCAGGAGCUGGGGAAGAUCCUUCAGGGCGUGGUGGUGGUGCUGAGUGGCUUCCAGAACCCCUUCCGAUCAGAGCUGCGGGACAAGGCCCUGGAGCUGGGGGCCAAGUAUCGGCCGGAUUGGACUGCAGACAGCACUCACCUCAUCUGUGCCUUUGCCAACACCCCCAAGUACAGCCAGGUCCUAGGCCUCGGAGGCCGCAUCGUGUGCAAAGAAUGGGUGCUGGACUGUCACCGCAUGCGUCGGCGGCUGCCCUCCCGGCGGUACCUCAUGGCAGGGCCAGGCUCCGGCAGCGAGGAUGAGGGGGGCUCCCACAAUGGCAGCAGCGGGGAUGAAGCCCCCAAGCUUCCCCGAAAGCGCCCCCAGACCAAAACCAAGCCCCCUCAGGCAACAGGACCCAGCUCGCCUCAGAGACCCCCAAGCCCCGAAGAGACCAAACCAGCUUCACCAGGGCCCCAGAAAGAUACCGACACUGAGGGGGAGCAGUCAGAAGGACGGAACAAUGGGGCGGAAGAUUCUGGGGACACCGAAGAUUCUGGGGACACCGAAGAUGAGCUGAGAAGGGUGGCUGAGCAGAGGGAACAAAGGCAGCCCCCAGGCCAGGGGGAGAAUGGCGACGACCCGUAUGCGGGGUCUACAGAUGAGAACACAGACAGUGAGGGGCCCCCGGAGUCUCCCAGCCUGCCGGUUCCCGAGCUCCCAGACUUCUUCCAGGGCAAACACUUCUUCCUGUACGGGGAGUUCCCUGGGGAGGAGCGGCGGAAGCUCAGCCGAUAUGUCACAGCCUUCAGUGGCGAGCUUGAGGACUAUAUGAGCGACCGGGUCCAGUUUGUGAUCACAGCACAAGAGUGGGACCCCAGCUUUGAGGAGGCCUUGAUGGACAACCCCUCCCUGGUGUUUGUCCGCCCACGAUGGAUCUACAGUUGCAACGAGAAGCAGAAGUUACUUCCCCACCAGCUCUAUGGGGUGGUGCCCCAGGCCUGAGGGGUAUGCUUACCACCUGUGUGCACACACCGUGCAGGAAGAGUUUAAUAAAGGUGACUUGGUUUGGAGCAGCUGCCCCUGCCACUCAGGAGCUCCCAGAACCUCCAAAUGGCUUUUUCA